GCUAUAUCAUGGACCACCUCAGCGCACCACUCUGGCCUGGAGUUAGCUCCCUCUGUCUACUGCUAGCUGGGGUCGCCUGGGCUUCUCCCACCAUAACUCCGGACCCCAGGUUUGAAAGCAAAGUGGCUCUGCUGGCGGCCCGCGGUCCCAAAGACUUUCUGUGCUUCUCUGAACGAUUGGAAGACUUAGUGUGUUUUUGGGAGGAAGCGGCAAGCGUAGGGGUCGGCCCGCAGAACUACAGCUUCUCUUACCAACACGAGGGUGAGCCACGGAAGCCCUGUCCCUUGCACCAGGCGCCCACGUCUCGCGGCCUGGUGCGUUUUUGGUGCUCGCUGCCUACGGCCGACACGUCGAGCUUCGUUCCCUUAGAGUUACGAGUCACAGCGGACUCCUCGGGCGCUCUACUCUAUAGAAGAAUAAUCCACGUGAACGAAGUGGUGCUCUUGGAUCCCCCCGCUGGACUGGUAGCGCGACAGGCCAACGACAGUGGCCACGUGGUACUGCGCUGGCUUCCUCCUCCAGGGGCACCCAUGACGAGCCUUAUCCGUUAUGAGGUGAACAUCUCUGCAGGCAGCUCUACAGGAGGAACUCAGAGGGUGGAGAUCUCGGAUGGGCGCACCGAGUGCGUGCUGAGCAAUCUGCGCGGUGGGACGCACUACACCUUCACUGUACGCGCACGUAUGGCUGAACCGAGCUUUGGUGGCUUCUGGAGCGCCUGGUCUGAGCCAGCGUGGCUGCUGACGACUAGUGACUUGGACCCCCUCAUCCUGACGCUCUCUCUCAUCCUCGUGCUCAUACUGCUGCUGCUGGCCGUGCUCGCCCUGCUCUCCCACCGCCGGGCUCUGAAGCAGAAGAUCUGGCCUGGCAUCCCAAGCCCUGAGAAUGAGUUUGAGGGUCUCUUUACCACCCACAAGGGUAACUUCCAGCUGUGGCUGUACCAGAAUGAUGGAUGUCUGUGGUGGAGCCCCUGCACCCCCUUCACAGAGGACCCACCUGCCCCCGUGGAAGUCCUCUCUGAGCGCUGCUGGAGUGUGACACAGACAGUGGAGCCUGGGGCAGAUGAUAAGGGGCCCCUGUUGGAGGCAGUAAGCAGUGAGCAUGCCCAAGACUCCUACUUGGUGCUGGACAAGUGGUUGCUGCCUCGAAGUCCAUCUAACGAGGACCUCCCAGGGCCUGGUGGCAGUUUGGACGUAGCAACCAUGGAUGAAGGCUCAGACACAUCCUCUUGCUCAUUCACCUUGGCCCUGAAGCCUGGACCAGAAGGGGUCUUGGCUGCCAGCUUUGAGUACACCAUAUUGGAUCCUAGCUCUCAGCUCUUGCGUCCACGGGCACUGCCCCUUGAACUGCCCCCCACACCGCCCCACCUAAAGUACCUGUACCUCAUGGUGUCUGACUCUGGCAUUUCAACUGACUACAGUUCUCGUGGCUCCCAGGGAGCCCAGGGGAGCUCGUCCAAUAACCCCUACUCCAACCCUUAUGAGAACAGCCUCGUCUCAGCUCCUGAGCCUUCACCUCCCAACUACGUGGUAUGUUCUUAGGACUCUAGACCUCCGAUUCUUGAUUCUUUAAGAUCCAGAUUGACUUCAAGUGCCAGUCCAGGCCAAAAACUUUCAGGCAGGUCUCCCUCAGGACCAGGGCACUGCUCACUUGACUGUGUGCCCAAUCUAUCCUGCUCCAGAAAU
Molecule: messenger RNA, 1682 nt
Organism: Condylura cristata (star-nosed mole)
Lineage: Eukaryota; Metazoa; Chordata; Mammalia; Eulipotyphla; Talpidae
Gene: EPOR
Product: erythropoietin receptor
Exons: 8
Coding region: 9-1538 (509 amino acids)
Biological process (GO): hemopoiesis; cytokine-mediated signaling pathway; positive regulation of cell population proliferation
Cellular component (GO): membrane; external side of plasma membrane
Molecular function (GO): protein binding; erythropoietin receptor activity
Source: RefSeq, a predicted model, not a curated record